Molecule: messenger RNA, 2076 nt
Organism: Pygocentrus nattereri (red-bellied piranha)
Lineage: Eukaryota; Metazoa; Chordata; Actinopteri; Characiformes; Serrasalmidae
Gene: cdkn2c
Product: cyclin-dependent kinase inhibitor 2C (p18, inhibits CDK4)
Exons: 2
Coding region: 134-649 (171 amino acids)
Biological process (GO): regulation of cyclin-dependent protein serine/threonine kinase activity; negative regulation of cell population proliferation
Cellular component (GO): nucleus
Molecular function (GO): cyclin-dependent protein serine/threonine kinase inhibitor activity; protein kinase binding
Source: RefSeq, a predicted model, not a curated record
CUGGAAGAAGAGACUAUUUACUACAGUUUCGUGUUGCCUCGCGUCACACUCGGGAUUUGUCAUCUAAAAGCAACAUCACAGGAUUUGAAGUGCAGAUCCGUUAUUUUCCUCCCUCGCCGCUCUCGUGGAGAUCAUGGCCGAAGCCUCAGAUGCGAACAGGUUGUGCACUGCAGCCGCGAGAGGAGACCUGAGAGAAACCCAACUGAUACUACAAGGCAACGUUGACGUGAAUGAGAGGAACAAAUUCGGCAGGGCACCAUUGCAGGUGGUGAAGCUGGGCUGUCCCAGAGUGGCGGAGGUCCUGCUGCAAGCCAAGGCGGACCCGAACGCGCGCGACCCGGUCAAGCGCCUCACGAUAGCGCACGAUGCGGCGCGCGACGGCUACGUGGACAUGCUCGAGGUGCUCGUGACUUACGGCGCCGACGUCAACCUUCAGGACAGCGACGGCAACCUGCCUUUGCACCUGGCUUCGCGUGAGGGCCACCUGAACGCCGUGCGCUACCUGGCGCCGCUUACCGCUUGGCCCUUCCUGCGCAACCGCGAGGACUUCACGCCGCUCGACACGGCGCUCGCGCACCACAGAGCGGACGUCGCCCAGUGGCUGCAAACCUACAGGCCCCCCGCAGCCACAGCGCCCAGCUUAGACUAGAGACCAUCAGGCUUCGCUGUGUGACAGAGGUAGGCUAGCGAACAUGCUGAACGUGCGUUCUGAAGUAGCAGAGAAGUAUUCAGCCAACUACCUCUUUUCCUGCAUUGUGAAAUCUCAGCUGUGAUCCUGUGAGCUCGAGGGAGGCUCAUGUUAAGCACUCACAGGGGCGCCCUGCAUUUACACAUACACACUAGUUAUGUUGCAUCUUGCAUUACAUUAUUAUAACCCCCCCAGUUUCCACAAAGCACGGUAGUGUUGAGAUCAUCUGAAUGAUUAGUAGCAUCCCAGAUAGCAAGAGGAUAGCGGGCCACUGCUGGCCAGCUGACGGUAAAGCUGGUGGCUCCUUGGGGUUUAGGCGGAGUGUUAGACAAAACGCCACUGUCCAGCGCUCUAUUAACUUAUUCUUCCUCCAUUUCUUUCUCUCGUUAUCAUUUGUAAGUGAGUUUAGUAAAUAAUUUUAAAGACAAAAUCAGGAAUAACGCCGGAUAUGCAGCUGUAACCAAUCUAGCAGUUUCAGCCACAACAUUUUCAAAAAAUUCAUUUUAUAUUAGGUUUGUUAUGUAUUCUCCCUCAGUUGUUUGUAAUAUCUGUUUUAGUUUAAUUCCUAAAAUAAAAGUCUAUGUGAAUUUAAAAUCUAUUUGAGAAGAUUACAGACUAGUUAGAUCUUGUAUGCAGCAGAGUAAACUGGGUGGUCCAGCAGAUCGAUGUAUGCUUGCUAUCUGGGAUUCAAGGUGUGAUCUUUUUUUUCAACAGCACGUUUAUGUGAAAUUCAUGAAAUCCCUGUUUUUUUAUUUGAAAAUGUGACUUUUAUCUGGCAAGCUGCGCCCUACGCCCGUGCAGCUGCCACUGCAGUUUUGAUGUCAUUACACUUGUGCACUUGUGCACAACACCGCAAAACUCCAGCAAAGGAGCACAACGUAUGACCGGAGGAAUCAAUGGAGCAUUCACGUUUAAAUCAACUAAAAAUGGGAAAACAAACAAAAAAAAAAAACUUUUUUGAAAAUGAAGUGUAUUUUACUGAAAAGGUUUUGCACUAGGCCUAUAAAGAUCAGAACCGGGAGAUCUGAUACUAUGCCCUUUUGUUCCUGUUUGUCGAUUGCACUUUUGCUUGUACAUAAUGCAUUUUAUUACUUGUCAGAUUUAACUGUGAACGAAUAUCUUUUUGUUGCAACGAGACAUAUUUGCAAAAUAACCAAAGACAGUCGGCUGAACGGUUUCCAAACAAGGUGCCAUCUUUACCUUAGACUCUGGAUCCUACAUACAGGCUCAGGAGGGGUUUGACUCGCAUUGACUGAAAGAUUAGCUGUGAAAAGCUGCAGACCUGGCGUUGGGAAGCCUGAGUAAAAACGAGUGGAUGUAGCUUUCCAGAACAUUACUAAUUGAUUGGUGAAUGAUUUAAUAUGAAAUAAUAAAACGGUGCCACUAAA